Gossypium raimondii (Peruvian cotton) is the source of this 1821-nucleotide messenger RNA. Its product is annotated as cytochrome P450 86A1. NCBI's taxonomy places the organism in Eukaryota, Viridiplantae, Streptophyta, Magnoliopsida, Malvales, Malvaceae. The transcript has a single exon. Gene Ontology annotation, molecular function: monooxygenase activity; heme binding; oxidoreductase activity, acting on paired donors, with incorporation or reduction of molecular oxygen. Bases 110 to 1645 code for a protein of 511 amino acids. The record is from RefSeq and is a predicted model, not a curated record.
UACACCUUUCUAGUUUCAUCACUUUAAAAAUAACUUCAUUUUUAUUCAUCCCUCUCAUAAAACAAUCUCAACUUCAACUGUGUCUACAUCCAAUACUGUUAAUAGCAGUAUGGAAACCUUUCCAUUUGUCUUCAGCUUAGCUGCUGCAAUAUUUGCUUAUGCACUUUGGUUCCAUAUCCUAGCCAGGAGGCUAACCGGUCCGAGAGUGUGGCCUCUAGUCGGUAGCCUACCAUCUCUUUUCGAGAACCGGAGGCGGAUCCAUGAUUGGAUGGCUAGUAACCUUCGAGCAACUGGUGGCUUAGCCACGUAUCAAACAUGUACUAUUGCUCUUCCUUUCUUGGCUUGGAAGCAAGGGCUCUAUACUGUCACUUGUCACCCUAAAAACAUUGAGCAUAUCCUCAAGACAAGGUUCGAUAACUACCCAAAAGGGCCCAAUUGGCAAGCUGCAUUUCAUGAUCUUUUGGGGCAAGGGAUCUUCAAUAGUGAUGGAGAGACAUGGCUCAUACAAAGGAAAACAGCAGCUCUUGAGUUCACAACCCGGACGCUCAGGCAAGCCAUGGCUCGUUGGGUGAACCGGACCAUCAAGGAUCGGUUAUGGCAUAUUUUGGAUAGAGCAUCCAUUGAGAAGAAAUCAGUGGACUUGCAGGACUUGUUGCUUCGGUUAACGUUUGACAAUAUUUGUGGCCUUACCUUUGGUAAGGACCCCGAAACACUCUCUCCUGAGUUACCUGAGAACUCAUUUGCUGUUGCUUUCGAUACAGCCACAGAAGCAACUCUCUAUAGGUUUUUAUACCCUGGUCUUCUAUGGAGAUUGGAGAAGAUUUUGGGGAUUGGAGUGGAGAAAAGAUUGAAGCGUAGCCUCCAAAUUGUCGAGAACUACAUGAACGAUGCCGUUGAAGCAAGAAAGGAAGCUCCAUCAGAUGAUCUACUGUCCCGUUUUAUGAAGAAGAGAGAUGCUGAGGGCAACCUCUUUACAAGUGAUGUUCUCCAACACAUUGCUCUAAACUUCGUCCUGGCCGGUAGGGACACCUCUUCCGUGGCCCUCAGCUGGUUCUUCUGGCUCGUCAUGAACCAUCCGGAGAUUGAGCAAAAGAUCAUCGACGAAAUAUCAACAGUUCUCCAGGAGUCACGUGGUGAAGAUUGCAAGAAAUGGCUUAAAGAGCCUCUGGUGUUCGAUGAAGCAGACAAAUUGAUAUAUCUGAAAGCAGCACUAGCUGAAACACUGCGUUUAUACCCCUCAGUUCCAGAGGACUUCAAGUAUGUUGUUGAAGAUGAUGUCUUACCGGAUGGCACGUUCGUGCCUGCCGGCUCAACUGUCACAUAUUCAAUAUAUUCAGUUGGAAGAAUGAAGACUAUAUGGGGAGAAGAUUGCAUGGAGUUCAGGCCUGAAAGGUGGAUAUCGCCAGAAGGUGACAAAUUCAACACACCAAAGGAUGGUUACAAAUUUGUAGCAUUCAAUGCAGGACCACGGACUUGCUUGGGGAAAGACUUGGCUUACCUACAAAUGAAGUCCGUGGCCUCCGCGGUUCUACUCCGUUACCGGCUUUCGCUGGUACCUGGACACAGGGUAGAGCAGAAGAUGUCUCUCACUCUGUUCAUGAAGCAAGGCCUUCGUGUUUACUUGCAGCCGCGUAAACUUCCAUAGAUGACGGGGGCUCAUUUGUGUUACUAAAUUUUAUACUUUGUUCAAGUGGGGUUUUGGUGGUUUAUACCUUUGUUAUGUUACAUUUUCAUAUCAGUUGAUAUAUAUUUUCAUAUGCUUAUGUAAUAACAAAUCACAAAGUACAAUCUAUUGGACAAGUAGAUUUGUUACAAUGAAAA